This is a messenger RNA of Nelumbo nucifera (sacred lotus), 2061 nucleotides long. Its product is annotated as protein S-acyltransferase 8-like. Gene Ontology annotation, molecular function: protein-cysteine S-palmitoyltransferase activity. Gene Ontology annotation, cellular component: Golgi apparatus; endoplasmic reticulum. Lineage: Eukaryota; Viridiplantae; Streptophyta; Magnoliopsida; Proteales; Nelumbonaceae. Gene Ontology annotation, biological process: protein targeting to membrane; peptidyl-L-cysteine S-palmitoylation. The record is from RefSeq and is a predicted model, not a curated record.
UAGUCAUUUAGUUUUAAUUAAAUGGAGAACAGAAAGUGGGGAGAGACAGAAUCUGCUUGUUUUUCUUGCUGCUAUAUCCCCGGAAACAUUACCUAAAACAUUCCACAAUCCAAAAUGCAUUUAAUCGGAAAAGCACUGCGAGAGGGAAAUUAAUCUCCCGUUUUUCCUGCAUUUAAGAGCUCGAAAAGCCAUAGUAAUUAGUAAACCCAACAGGGCCAACACCCCACCAAUCCAUCGAGCGAGGGAGAAUUGUUUGUCUUGAAACCCCAACCGCGUUUCUUUCCCUUUUUCUUUUCUUUCACAAAUUUCGAUGCCGAGAAGAUGAACAAGCAGAAAUUUCAAAUAUUCGAUUCUCUUCCGGCCUAGUCAGAAGGAUUUCUCAUGGCAAAGCGAGUAUAUGAAGCUUGGAAGGGAAGCAAUAAAUUCUUCUGUGGUGGGAGGUUAAUAUUUGGACCAGAUGCAAGGUCAUUGAUUGUGACAGUAUUGCUUAUCCUUGUUCCUGUGAUUAUCUUUUGCACACUUGUUGCAAGGCAUCUUCGCCAUGAAUUUCGAUCAUAUAAUGCAGGAUAUGCAAUUCUGGUGGUAGCAAUUGUCUUUACCAUCUACGUGUUGGGGCUUCUUUUUAUUACUUCAUCCGGGGACCCAGGUAUUAUUCCACGUAAUUCACAUCCACCGGAGGAAGAGUUCUCUUAUGAAUCUUGUGCUUCAGUUGAAGUUGGUGGAAGGCAGACACCAAGCUUACAAUUCCCUCGGACCAAAGAAGUUAUGGUAAAUGACAUGCCUGUGAGGGUGAAAUAUUGUGAUACAUGCAUGCUUUAUCGACCUCCACGUUGCUCUCAUUGUUCCAUCUGCAAUAACUGUGUGGAGCGAUUUGACCACCAUUGCCCUUGGGUGGGCCAAUGCAUUGGAGUGCGCAAUUACCGUUACUUCUUUCUGUUUGUUUCUUCUUCGACCAUUCUUUGUAUCUAUGUGUUUGCCAUGUCAGCACUGUACAUUAAGAUCCUCAUGGGCAACUAUCAUAGCACAGUUUGGAAGGCAAUGAAAGAGUCUCCUGCAUCGGUGGUGCUUAUGGCCUAUUGUUUCAUUUCUCUGUGGUUCGUUGGUGGUCUCACUGGCUUUCAUUUAUACCUUAUAGGCACAAAUCAGACUACAUAUGAGAAUUUUCGUUACAGAGCUGACAACCGGCCUAAUGUCUAUAACCAAGGUUGUCUAAACAACUUCUUGGAGGUGUUCUUCACAAAGACAAAACCUUCAAGGAACAAAUUCCGUGCUUUUGUACAAGAUGAGGUACCUAGGCCUCCCACUAUUCGCACCCAAGAAUCAGAAGUAGAUGAAUCAGGUGGAGUCCGACGUGCAAAAGUAGAAGAUGAUCUUGAAAUUGGUGGAGAUCUGUUGAAGAUCUCCCAGCGUCAUAACUUUGAGGAAGUUGCUGAAGAUGUACGCAGCAGAGGUAGCAAUGGUCAACACCACGAGCCCACAGGGGCUGACUUUGUUCUGGGUUCAGACCCACAAGCGCCAGUUGCUCGACCAGAAACACGUCACUCCAGUUGGGGUAGGAGGAGUGGGAGCUGGGAGAUCUCACCAGAUAUUCUGAACAUGAACUCUGGGGUCACUGAGCAGAAACCUGUAGCACUGAAGGAAUAGCACCAUUUAGGUGUUGUCUUUUUCAGUUGAUUUCCUGUUAUCUGUACAAGCAACAAAUGCAGUGAACUGAUUGCUUCACUAAAGUCUGCUUGGUAGAACAGUCACAUUGGAAAUUUAUACACGAGCCCAUGGAAAUGAUUUAAUUGCCCACUUAAGGUAUAAAUCUUGUACUACCUUUUAUUUAUUUAUUUUUUUUUUUGAGGGGGGGGGAGGGUGCAUUUUCUUAUUUUUCUUUUAGAAGCCAGUGCAAAUGUGUGUCCAAGUAAUGAAGAAUGUAGGGGAAGUGUCUUUUGCCUUGUUUUUGUUGCCUUAUUUAUUUUGUCGAACUGUAUGCUAUAGGGAGGAUUUAUGAAUCAUGUAGCGAUGGGCCCUGAUUCUUUGUGUAAAUUAGCGCUACAGAAAAUGUGUUAAUGGUUC